AUGCCAGCCAUCCUCACCAAGAGGAAACAGAAGGACAUAGUGCAGGCAAAGAUAGGCAAGAUGAAGUUGGCUGAUACAUUCCAGACCCCCACCUUGAAGUUGGAGGAUGAUAUCCCUCUGGGCUCUAAUUUCCCCAGAUCCAUCCCCAGGCACAAUGGCAGCAAUCUCCUCAGCAGUGGGAAGGUUGUACCUUUGGCCAUCAGUCCCUGGCUGGAGUUGCAAACACACUCUCAAGAUUUAGUUGUGAAUUGUGACCUGAGGGCCAUCUCUGUAUUUGAGGGAGAGCAUGGCAGUUUGGACAUUGAACAUUCAUUGGCCCAAGAUAAUGGGGUUCAGGAGGCUCAGUGUAUGGCCUUCCACCAGGUGGAAAGCAGUGUGGUGGAAGUUGAAUGGGAGGGUUGGGAGGUCCAGGAGGUGAGGGAGGAGGAAGAGGGUUGGCAUUGGGGUCUCCACCAGGGGAUCCAGGAGGAGGAGGGUUUGGUACACCAGGUUGACUGGGGAAGUCCAGAUCAUGGGCACCAGGAUUCUGCUCAGCAACUCUUUGAUGAUGUCUUGCCUGAUCUUCAGCAUAAUGUUCACCUGACAGUCUCCCAAACUCAACCAGUGCUUGGGAUAGAUGUCACUGCUGCUCCAGUUCUCUCUGUUGCUGAGCUUGUUGCUCCUCCUCCUGCAGUUGAUGUCUAUGAUGAGCUUGCCAUUGCUCCUCUAACCAUCUGUGGUGCUCUAGAUGCCACACGAAUCUCUGUUGCUCCAGUUGUUGCUGCUUCAAUUGUUGCUGCUCUAACCUCCUUUGCUCCUCCAACCUCCUUUGCUCCUCCAACCUCCUUUGCUCCUCCAACCUCCUUUGUUCCUCCAACCUUCUUUGCUCCUCCAAUCUCCUUUGCUGCUCUCAUUGUUGUUGCAACUGAAACCUCCUCUGUUCCUCUGCUUGAAAGUCAUCUUGCUGAAGUGCAGCUGCAUAGUCAAUGCAGGGCAGUGCAUCAGCAACAGGAAAUUGCUGGGGAUGGGGUUGUGGAUGAUGUCCAAAGUAUUGUACAUCCAUCCUUGGUUGUGGGGGAGGGGGGGAUGUAUGGUCUUUGGUAUGAAACUAGAGAUGUACACAUGUACACACCAAAAAUCCAGCAGGCAGAUCUGUUUCUGCAAAAUUUGGUUGAGGUAUGGGUGGAUCUGGUACAACAUGCAGAGGACAGCAACAAUUGCAUCUACUUGGGGAUGUCAUCUGAAGCCAAUUGA
This is a messenger RNA of Pisolithus orientalis, 1233 nucleotides long. RefSeq lists its product as uncharacterized. NCBI's taxonomy places the organism in Eukaryota, Fungi, Basidiomycota, Agaricomycetes, Boletales, Pisolithaceae. The transcript has 7 exons. The record is from RefSeq and is a predicted model, not a curated record. Bases 1 to 1233 code for a protein of 410 amino acids.